UUAUCAUCAAUCCAUUGCAUCAGCCUUAGAAAGACGAACAUCAGCUGUAUUUCUUUUUUUCAAAUCGUUGAAAUUAUUAAUUUCUUAAAAAAGUCUACUCCACUUAUUUUGUCAAUAAUUCAAUUUUUUGUGAUAAUUAGUAGAAAGUGAGGAACACGUUCAUACUACUCCUUGGCUAUUAUUGCAAAUAACAGUUUUUUCCAUUCAUUGUUUUGUUAUGAAAAACAAUAACAAAGGGAAGAAGAAUAUGGAGUUGUGUUAGUCACACAUAUAGAAACCGUUAUCUUUUUAUGUUGUGCUGAAAAUUUCUAAUCGUUGCUUGGGGCACAUCAGGUAAAAGAGUUAGUGAGUGAUGUCUGGAAGAGAAUUGGGAGUGCUUAAUGCACUCGAUAUGGCGAAGACGCAAUGGUACCACUUCACAGCUAUUGUGAUUGCUGGAAUGGGAUUCUUUACCGAUGCCUAUGAUCUCUUCUGUAUUUCUCUUGUCACCAAAUUGCUGGGGAGGAUAUAUUACACAGACAUAUCCAAACCAAAGCCUGGUGUUCUUCCUCCUAAUGUGCAAGCUGCAGUGACUGGUGUAGCACUGUGCGGUACUUUGGCUGGCCAGCUUUUCUUUGGAUGGCUUGGUGACAAGUUGGGAAGGAAAAAGGUUUAUGGCUUAACUCUUAUGCUGAUGGUAGUGUGUUCCCUUGCCUCGGGGCUCUCUUUUGGAGAUACCCCAAAGGGUGUCAUGGCCACACUUUGUUUCUUCAGGUUCUGGCUUGGCUUUGGGAUUGGUGGUGACUACCCUCUAUCGGCUACAAUCAUGUCUGAAUAUGCCAACAAAAAGACUCGAGGGGCAUUCAUUGCUGCAGUGUUUGCCAUGCAGGGAUUUGGAAUCUUGGCUGGUGGAAUAGUUGCCUUGAUUGUGUCAUCUGCAUAUGACCACAAAUACGAUCUUCCCAGUUACAAAGAAAACCCAGAAGGAUCAAUAGUUCAUUCCAUUGAUUAUGUUUGGCGUAUCAUUUUGAUGUUAGGUGCAGUACCAGCUGCGGUUACCUACUACUGGCGUAUGAAAAUGCCAGAGACAGCUCGUUACACAGCCCUAGUAGCCAGGAAUGCAAAACAAGCUGCUUCAGACAUGUCCAAGGUGCUACAAGUUGAGAUUGAAGCUGAAGAGGAUAAGUUGAACCACAUUGUAGAGAGUGAAAACCAAAGAUAUGGCUUGUUCAGCAAGGAAUUUGCCAAACGCCAUGGGUUGCACUUGCUUGGAACCACAGUAACAUGGUUUUUGUUGGACAUUGCCUUCUACAGCCAGAACCUUUUCCAAAAGGACAUUUUCAGUGCCAUUGGAUGGCUCCCUCCUUCACAAGAAAUGAAUGCAAUCCAUGAAGUUUAUAGGAUUGCAAGAGCACAAACACUCAUAGCACUUUGCAGCACCGUGCCGGGGUACUGGUUUACCGUGGCCUUUAUUGAUUACAUGGGACGUUUCGCCAUCCAAUUGAUGGGUUUCUUCUUCAUGACUGUCUUCAUGUUUGCUCUUGCCAUACCUUACAAUCACUGGACCAAGAGAGAAAACAGAAUUGGGUUUGUUGUGAUGUACUCUCUCACCUUUUUUUUCUCCAAUUUUGGUCCAAAUGCCACCACGUUUGUUGUACCAGCAGAGAUUUUCCCAGCAAGGUUAAGAUCCACCUGUCAUGGAAUCUCAGCUGCAGCAGGAAAGGCAGGAGCAAUUGUGGGUGCAUUUGGGUUCUUGUAUGCUGCACAGAGUACGGACCCCAAAAAGGUUGAUCACGGUUACCCAACUGGUAUUGGGGUUAAGAACUCUCUCAUUGUGCUUGGUGUAGUCAACUUCUUAGGAAUGUUAUUCACCUUCUUAGUGCCAGAAUCAAAGGGAAAAUCACUGGAAGAGUUGAGUGGGGAGAAUGAAGAAGGUCCUGAGGCUGUAGAGAUGGCAGGGUCUGCUAGGACGGUUCCAGUUUAAUCAACAAAGUAGUCCAAAAUUCAAGUAAUGCCACUAUUGUAUGACAGUUUUAGUUCAGGUUUCUACAGCCAAAUGCACUAUAUGAUGUAGAUAUAUGUUUCUCGAUGUUGUAAUUUUAAAUCAAUAACCAA
This is a messenger RNA of Vigna umbellata (rice bean), 2094 nucleotides long. NCBI's taxonomy places the organism in Eukaryota, Viridiplantae, Streptophyta, Magnoliopsida, Fabales, Fabaceae. The record is from RefSeq and is a predicted model, not a curated record.